UCCUUUGCCUGUCCACAGGGUUGUCCCAGCCUCGGCCCCCUGAGCACCGGCACCUGGAACUCUCCACCUCCUCCUCUUCCUCCUCCUCUUUGACCAGCAGCAGCUCAGCGUGGCGAGGCCAGGGACAAUGGGACGCAAGCUGGACCUGUCGGGCCUAACAGACGACGAGGCAGAGCAUGUGCUGAAAGUGGUUCAGCGUGACAUGAAGCUGCGGAAGAAGGAGGAGGAGAGGCUGAGUGAGAUGAAGCAGGAGCUCACGGAGGAAGGCAGCAGAUGCUCCAUCCUCUCCAAGCAGCAUCGUUUCAACGAGCACUGCUGCAUCCGCUGCUGCGCGCCCUUCACCUUCCUGUUCAACCCCAAGCGCCAGUGCCUGGAUUGCCAGUACAACGUGUGCAAGACCUGCUGCACCUACAGCAAGAGGGAGCGAGCCUGGCUUUGCUCAGCGUGCCAGAAGGGCAGGUUAGU
Messenger RNA from Poecilia latipinna (sailfin molly), 465 nucleotides. Its product is annotated as myelin associated oligodendrocyte basic protein. The transcript has 2 exons. Gene Ontology annotation, cellular component: cortical actin cytoskeleton. Gene Ontology annotation, biological process: intracellular protein transport. The record is from RefSeq and is a predicted model, not a curated record. The annotation marks the transcript as partial. Lineage: Eukaryota; Metazoa; Chordata; Actinopteri; Cyprinodontiformes; Poeciliidae. Gene Ontology annotation, molecular function: myosin binding; actin binding; small GTPase binding.